Messenger RNA from Gopherus flavomarginatus (Mexican gopher tortoise), 2530 nucleotides. It is a transcript of the gene IRF5, whose product is annotated as interferon regulatory factor 5. Gene Ontology annotation, biological process: regulation of transcription by RNA polymerase II; immune system process. Gene Ontology annotation, cellular component: nucleus. The record is from RefSeq and is a predicted model, not a curated record. Gene Ontology annotation, molecular function: RNA polymerase II cis-regulatory region sequence-specific DNA binding; protein binding; DNA-binding transcription factor activity, RNA polymerase II-specific. The transcript has 11 exons. NCBI's taxonomy places the organism in Eukaryota, Metazoa, Chordata, Testudines, Testudinidae. Bases 471 to 1949 code for a protein of 492 amino acids.
UGCAUGGGGUUUGGUUGCUUGCAUGUGAAUUCCUUCCUUUUAACUGAGCAUCUGGUCCUGCAAGAUUUCCAGGGCAAGACAGGACGUGUGCUCUGUCCAGCACCUACCCCCACGGGGCCCUGAUGGAGGUCUCUGGGGGUUACUUGCGAUACGAAAUGAAGGGGGCUUUUACAGACAUGGCUAGGCUGUUUACGCUCCUCCUCCCAAAACUAAAGUUAGAAAAAAACCCCAACCCGCGUUUCAAAUUCCCCUCUCUGACAUCGAUUUCAAAGCCAGACCUCCAUGGGCGUCCAGUAAGCCUGGGGCUGCCUCUUCUCUCUUUCCGUUCGGGGAACCUACAUUAGGCAAACUUUGGCUGGUGUUAAGCAGGAUGGGCAACAAUCUGACAUUUUUGAUUCGUUUGGAGGCCUGAGCCCAGGGUGGUAUGGCUCGGUGCGCAGGCUGGUGGCCGGCAUAGCCUGUGAGUCGCCAUGAAUGCGCAUCCCCGUCGCAUCCGCCUGAAGCCCUGGCUCAUCGCCCAAGUGAACAGCAACCAGUACCCAGGCCUGCAGUGGGUGAACCCCGAGCGGAAGCUCUUCUGCAUCCCCUGGCGCCAUGCGACCCGGCACAUCCCCACGCAGGACGACGAGAACACUGUGUUCAAGGCCUGGGCCAAGGAGACUGGCAAGUACAACGAAGGGGUAGAUGAGCCGGACCCAGCCAAGUGGAAAGCCAACCUGCGCUGCGCCCUCAACAAGAGCCGCGAGUUCAAGCUGAUCUACGAUGGCACCAAGGACACGCCCAUGCAGCCCUACAAGAUCUACGAGGUGUAUGAGGGCCACCAGCCCAACGGAGACUCGCUGGCCGGGGACGAUCACACCUGCUGCCCGGGCGAGGAGGAGGAGGAGCUGCAGAAACUGACGACGCUGACGAUAGCGGAUCCCAGCCAGUGCGUGGAGCCGCUCCCCUCCUACGUGUGGCCGAAGCAGGAAGUCCCGUAUCCCAACCCCUGCGGGAACGGCUCUUUCCACCCGGACGUGUCGGCGCCUCCGCCUCCCACCGCCGGCGCCUUCGCAGCAGGGGAGCUGCCCGCCCAGAGCCCUGCCGGGAGCAUGCCGCUGGGGGGGCCGGGCAGCCUGCAGAACCUGCCCCCCGGGGACGUGUCUCUGCAGCCCAUGGAACAGUUCAUCCCAGACCUGCUCAUCAGCCCGCACAUGCUGCCAUUGACCGACCUAGAGCUCAAGUUCCACUACCGCGGGCGGCAGGCCAGCUCCCUGACCAUCAGCAACCCCCACGGGUGCCGGCUCUUCCACAGCAGCCUGGAGCCCACGCACGAGCAGGUGGAGCUCUUUGGGCCCGUGACGCUGGAGCAGGUGCGCUUCCCCAGCACCGAGCACAUCCCCAACGAGAAGCAGCGCUUCUACACCCACCAGCUGCUGGACGUCAUGGACCGGGGCCUCAUACUGGAGCUGCAGGGCCAAGACAUCUACGCCGUCCGGCUGUGCCAGUGCAAGGUGUUCUGGACGGGGCCCUGCGCCGGCGAGCGGGCCGGCCCCAACCCCAUCGAGCGCGAGAGGAAGAUCAAACUCUUCAGCCUGGAGAACUUCCUCAACGGGCUCAUCCUGUUCCAGAAGGGCCAGACCAGCACGCCGCCCCCCUUUGAAAUCUUCCUCUGCUUCGGGGAGGAGUGGCCGGACCAGAAGCCAAAGGAGAAGAAACUUAUCACUGUCCAGGUCGUGCCAGUGGCCGCCCGGAUCCUGCUGGAGAUGUUCUCUGGGGAGCUCUCCUGGUCAGCAGACAGCAUCCGCCUACAGAUCUCCCAUCCGGACCUGAAAGACAAGAUGGUGGAGCAGUUCAAGGAGCUGCAUCAGCUCUGGCAAAACCAGCAGAGCCUGCAGGCCCACCCGACCUCGAACCUGGAGCCAGGCCCGAGCCCUUGGGCAAUGCAGGCCAGCAGCAUGCAGCAGUGAGGACGUGGGCAUGUCGCACACACUCACCCACUUCCCCUCCCUCCUGAUGGGCACCCGGGUGAGCCUGGCCGUGCAUGCCAGCCCCGAGGAGCGGGAGACGAGGCAAACGGAUCUCUACAGGGCGGUGCCCCGCCAGAUCCAUCGGUACAGGCUGCCCGGCUCAGCUGCCCGCUCCACACCAACCUCCCAGCUGUGGACCCCAAAGGGGCAGGGGGGAGGGGGCCUUCCUGCAUGGGAUGGAUGGAGGCUGGCCCACACCAUCACCUGCUGGGAAUACACUAGGCGGCAGGCCAGGCCCCACCUUGCUAGAGCACUGCAGGGACAGGCAAGGCCUGCGAUGGAGGAAAGAGACUGUUAAACCCACGGCCCUGGGCACUUACGAAAACUGCCUGGUGGGUGUGCAGCAGGUGCUGGGGCUGCUGAAAGGACAGGCCUGGCCGACAGGCCCGAUGCAGCCCACGAGCGUGAAGGAGCCCGAGGCAACACUGCAGUCACAGUAUCUGGGAGCUGGUGUCACCUCCCCCCCGGGAACCAGCCUGGCACAAAGACGCAGCAAGGGAAGUGCUCAGCUGUUAAUAAAA